Desarmillaria tabescens is the source of this 1237-nucleotide messenger RNA. Its product is annotated as ELO family. Gene Ontology annotation, molecular function: fatty acid elongase activity. Bases 209 to 1063 code for a protein of 284 amino acids. NCBI's taxonomy places the organism in Eukaryota, Fungi, Basidiomycota, Agaricomycetes, Agaricales, Physalacriaceae. The transcript is spliced from 8 exons. The record is from RefSeq and is a predicted model, not a curated record. Gene Ontology annotation, cellular component: endoplasmic reticulum membrane. Gene Ontology annotation, biological process: sphingolipid biosynthetic process; fatty acid elongation, saturated fatty acid; very long-chain fatty acid biosynthetic process.
CAGGCUACGCUAUCAUGAUAUCACGUCUGGCAAUGCUUCGAUGCCGAAUAACGUUUUCUUCGCUGCCCGGCCCCUACUCCUUACGCACGUCAAGUCGGACCAUCAUGGGUAAGCCGAGGGGCAAAACACAUGCCAGCAGAUCACGUGUAAGGCCCCCAACUUUUUGGAUUUCAACCCGGUGCUUCGAGUUUUUCCUUCCAUCGACGAAAUGCUCGCUGAUUUUCUCGAGGCCCACCUCCCUGCCCUUCCCCGUCAUUUGCAUUCCUAUGUACCAGGCCAGACACCGCUUUCGACUACGUCCUCAGUCCUCGCGACUUUAUUGUCGUAUCUCGUCACUAUCUUUGGUGUCCAGGCCAUGAUGAAAAACCGCCCCCCUCAGAAACUCAACACUCUUUUCCAAAUACAUAACGUUAUUCUCAGCGGCGGCAGUUUUAUUUUGCUUGUUCUCAUGGCAGAGGAGAUCUUGCCAAUUUUGUGGAACAGGGGUAUUUUCAGCGCCAUCUGUGCUGAGGAGUCGUGGACACCUCGGAUGGAAUUUUACUACAUGAUCAACUACUACUUCAAGUAUCUCGAGUUGAUUGACACGGUAUUCCUCGCGUUCAAGAAGAAACCUCUGGCGUUCUUGCAUGUUUUCCACCAUUCGGCAACGGCUCUGCUCUGCUACUCCCAGCUCAAUGGAAGAACCAGUAUUUCAUGGACUGUUAUCUCCCUGAACUUAACUGUGCACGUCUUAAUGUAUUAUUAUUAUUACGCAACUGCUGGCGGCAAGAAAAUCUGGUGGAAGAAGUACUUGACGUUGAUGCAGAUAAUUCAGUUUGUUAUUGACCUCUUUCUGGUGUACUUUGGAACAUACCAACACUUUGUCUUCGCUCGUCGUAAAGACCUUCCGCACUUCGGGAACUGUGCUGGGGCUGAAAGCGCGGCUCUUUUUGGCUGUGGACUUCUGACUAGCUAUCUCUUCCUUUUCAUCAACUUCUAUUUCCAAACGUACAAGAAGCCCGGCAAGGUAUCUAAAGGUAACGGUAUCGCUAAUGGAAACGGGAAACUGCACAAGAGCGAGUAAACCUUGCCGGACGGCAAUGGUUCGGGUCAGACAUGAUGAUGGACGAUAACGUCGGGCACCUUAAUAUUAUACCCGUGGAAGCAUUACUGUUGUCAGCAUAAUAAUAGAUUUGGCUUCCACCUCUUGAACAGCGAGCGCGAAAUAUAUGAAAUAUUAUCAAGGAGAUGUGGCGCA